Molecule: messenger RNA, 1266 nt
Organism: Closterium sp. Yama58-4
Lineage: Eukaryota; Viridiplantae; Streptophyta; Zygnematophyceae; Desmidiales; Closteriaceae
Source: the annotation of a GenBank genome assembly
AUGGGUGAUCUCUCAGCUUUCUUGCCGCCGGAAGAGGCGUCGAGCCUACAAGAUCAGCAGCAGCAACGGAAGAAAAAUACGCACAAGCCUGCGCCACGUCAGCGGCCAGACGAUUGGAAGAAGCUGACGUGGCAGGAGCGGCGGCAGCACGUACGCGAGGAGAAGGACAAGGCCGAAGCGGCGGUUCUCGCGGAAGGCCUCGCGGCGCCGAUACCGCCUUCUAACAUCGGCUUUAAACUGCUGCAGAAGAUGGGGUUUAAGGGCCCUCCUGAGGCGGAACGGACGGGCGGAAAGGCGGAAUAUCGGAGCGCAGGGAGGAUGGUGAUGGCGGAAAUUGCGGAAGAGAGACAUAGAGGGGAAGGGCCAAGAGAGGAGGAGAAGAGUGGGGUGACGGUAGGAGGAGAAAAAAGGGGGGAGCGGGGGAAAGCAGAGUUUGGUGGGGACGAAGUGACGGGGGAAAGAGAGAAGACGUUAGUCACUGACGCUGGCAGCAGCCGGUCGCUAAAAACCCGCGUUGGGGAAUACUGCAGUGACCAGCGACCUGCAGCGAGUACAGGGGAAGCUAGUUUCGAGGACAACCUAGGGGAUUCAGGAGUACCUGCAACCACGCUCAACCGAAAAACACCCCUUGCGUGGGUUGAGCCUGUUGCGUUGAGCUUAAAACGGGACAGGAAGGGGCUGGGGAGGGAGGAGGAGGAGGAGCAGGCGGAGAGGCAGAAGCAGCUGCGAGCAGAGGCAGCAGCGCGGGUGAGGCAGAGAGGGGAAGAGGCGCUGAGAGGGGAGUUCGAGGAGCGGAGGAAGGGCCGGUGGAGCGAGUGGAAGGUGAGGGGUGCGCUGAGGAAGGCGAGAACGGCUCUGGUGCAUCUGGAAGGGGGGGAGGAGUGGCUUAAAGCCCAGGCUGUGCGGAUUGGCGCUGCUUCCUCGUCCUCCCCAGCUGCGUCUGGCUCUUUGAUGGGUGGUGGUGCAAUAUGUGGUGCUGGUAGUGGUUCGGAGAGAGGAGCUGGUGCUGAGAAUGGGAGAGACAGGAGGAGGAGAGUGCGGAAGAAACGGAUUGUCACAGAGUGUGAUGCUGAUGGUGUGAGUGAUGAGGAGUGGGAGGAGGUGGAGGAGAGGAGGGGAGAUGCGAGGGAGGUGGAAGGAGGAAGUGGAGGCGGGAGGGAGAAGGAAGGGGAGGGGGGAGAGGGAGGGGAGGCGGGGCAGGUGCCUCUGGAAGACAUCGUUUCUGAAGAGGUGAGUCAUCAUUGUGUGACAGUAGGAGUCUUUUAA